AAUUGUCUGCACGAAUUAGAAAGAAUCGGACAAUCAUAAAAGAUAAUCCUCAUGUUGCUCUCGUGACAUUUUUAACGGUCGUCUACUUUGUUUAUACCCCCAUUAAUUCAAGAUUCAAUAAAGUUAUUGCAGUCACGUUCGAACACGCGAUGCAAUCCAUCCCAUGAGCCAAGGUUAGAUCGCAGUUGACUCGGUGAAAAGUCACGGAAAAGGAUGCAUUCUGGGCACUGAUUUUUCUAGCCACGGCUCUGUACAACUCAUCGCGUUGCUAACGCUGUUACUUAACGUCCGUUUCAACUUUCUAUUCGCACGCGAGUACUUUCGCACUCAUUUACGCGCAUUGUUCCGCGUUCAAACGUUAUUCCAUCAGUGAUGAACUGACAUCAUUUUAAAUACCUCUGGUAUUAAGAUUCGCCGAGAAUGGAAAAGACGAUGGGUUUUGCUAGUGGUAGUACGCAGCCUUCUGCACCUCCGCCUUCGGCUCCUCCAUCCUACGAAGAAGCUGUCGAGAAUGCAGCCCAAGUGCAACGCCAACAGAACAUUCCACCGUAUCCAGUGGGGCCAUCAUCCAUGCCAGUACCAACUCACAAUCUGCCAUCGAAUCAAACGACGGUGCCAUAUCCGCCGAACUAUACGGGAGUACCGAGCACCGAAGCUCCCCAGCCACAGUACAACGCGAAUCCGAGUACCGGGACUGUACCACCGUCGGAAGUUCGUGUCGUCUUUCAGCCAGUGAUCUUCUCCCUCAGCCCGAAUCCGACGAAAACCGUCUGCCCGACGUGCCACGCCAGUAUCAAGACCACUACGAUAUCCGAUCAUCAACCUAGCGCCCAUCUUUGCUGUAUCGUCCUCUGCAUACUCGGAUGUUGUCUCUGCUCAUGCCUGCCGUAUUGCAUGAGCAACUUCAUGAGUGUUCAUCAUUUUUGUCCGAAGUGUAAAAAUUACAUAGGUACGUGGAAGGGUUGAGCUAGCUGCGGCCAACUGGUUAUUUGUAUAUUAUUAUCGCGGUCCUUUAUAUAAUCAGACACAGUGUAACGUUACGGGGAGUAGUCGAUAUUUCCCUGCUUGUCACGUAUUACGUUAAGAGAUGAAACUAUUCGAUGAGAUUGUUGUAGGUCGUAUUAUAAAUAUUAUAUAUAUAUACAUAUAUAUAUAUAUUAUAUCUAUGACGCUUAUUCCUCGCGAAAUUCCGGUACGAAUGCAACGUUGUAAUGUGUGAUAGCCAGAAGGAUCGUAGACUUCGUGUUGACAUGUAAGUGAUAGGUGUGCUGGAGUGUGUGGAUUUAUAAUUACUGUGAGGGUAAUAUCAUAAAGAUAUUUUCGAGCUCGAAUCUGCGAACGAUAUUACUCUCAUACUGUUGCAUUUGUCAUAUUCCAUCUAGUUUUAGGAUAUCUUUUCUAGGAGAAGCAUACAAAGUUCGUCUGGAACGCAAAGGAAAGGACGCAGAAAUAUUUGUUUCCUUUGCGUUACCGAUUUCUCGAUUGGAUUGAUUGUUCUAUUGAGUUUUCUGUAAGCGAGAGAGAGAAGAGAGAUUUGUAUGAGUGAGCGUAGGAUAAAUGUCGAUUCCAUUUCCAACAAUGUUCGUGUAUUUUUAUUUUUGUAUUUUAUUGGUGCUUCCGGGACUUUAUGUGAAACGUGUUCCUGCAUAUUAUGGGAACACGAAGUAUCGUAUGAAAAGUAAUAUUUUUAUGGAAAGUAUAAAGAAUCUCGUUUGAGUGAAAAUUUGGUUCACUGGCUUUCGUUUCCGUAAUUCGAUACUCGAAAAAUUUUGAUCGUUAUCGGUGAACAAUUUUUAGGGAGACUCUCGUGUAAUGAGAAGCUUCGAAUAAAACUAAUGAUUUUUGGAUA
This is a messenger RNA of Ceratina calcarata, 1849 nucleotides long. RefSeq names its product lipopolysaccharide-induced tumor necrosis factor-alpha factor homolog. The coding region runs from base 421 to 966 and encodes 181 amino acids. The transcript has 4 exons. The record is from RefSeq and is a predicted model, not a curated record. Gene Ontology annotation, molecular function: zinc ion binding. NCBI's taxonomy places the organism in Eukaryota, Metazoa, Arthropoda, Insecta, Hymenoptera, Apidae.